GGCUGAGCGAAAGUGAAACUACGUUUUUUUAGGAGCCAUUUUUUUGUUUAUCCAAAAGGACGGUCUUGAAUUGUCAAUAUACAAUAAAUAGCGUUUAUCAUAGCUCAUCCUUAGGCACAGCAGUAUUCUAUAUUUUAGUGCAUAUUGGUAAACUGCGGUGGGCCUCCAUCAUACAAAAUACAGCACGGUAGCAGCUCUUUAGUCGACAGUUGUUUUGCCAGUCACACGAGUACGGAAGCAUAGACGGUAAAAACUAAUCUUUGUUCAUUUUAGCUUUGGUUGGUUAAGUUUUGGGAGUCAGUGUUUUGGUGAAGCCUGAAUCCUGUGCAGCUCCACUAUGGAUGACACGGAGACAUCCAGCGAUGAAGAUAUUCAAACAGAAAUCAGUUCAUCAGAUUCAGACAUAUCUGAGGUCUUCUCUGUGAUGAGUUAUUGGUCUCUGCCACGGUCUUUCCAUCUUAAAACUAAUCGCCGCAGUUCACAGCAUCAGAAAAAAUUUGAGCCCAGCUGUGCCUCUUUAAAAAGCGACUGGUCUAUAGAUCCACCACCACUUUUCAGUGAUGGAAACAAAUCAGAUUCACCAGAGCCUAGCUCUGUGUCUAUGAAGAGUAACUGGUCUAUGGAUCCACCACCACUUUUCAGUGAUGGAAACAAAUCAGAUUCACCAGAGCCCAGCUCUGUGUCUAUGAAGAGUAACUGGUCUAUGGAUCCACCACCACUUUUCAGUGAUAAAAAUAGAUCUUUACACAGAAGAAGAAGAUUUAAUGAAGGGAAGAUUUUACAAAAUCCAGUACCCAGACAUUUGUCUGAGAAGAGUGUCUGUUCAUUGGAACCCUUAAAAUGCUGGAGUCAAUUUCAGCUCAAUACAUUUAGAUUAAAUCUGAAGAAUAAGUUUGAGUGUCUGUAUGAGGAGACAGCGACGCAGAGAAACCCAACACUACUGAAUGAGAUCUACACAGAGCUCUACAUCACAGAGAGCGACAGUGGAGAGAUCAGUAAUGAACACGAGGUGAGACAGAUUGAGACACAAUCCAGGAGAGCAGUGACAGAGGACACACAGAUCAAAUGUAGGGACAUCUUUAGACCUUUACCUGGACAAGACAAACCCAUCAGAACUGUGCUGACAAAGGGUGUUGCUGGCAUUGGAAAAACAGUCUCUGUGCAGAAGUUCAUCCUGGACUGGGCUGAAGGGAAAGAGAAUCAGGACGUCCAGCUCAUAUUUCCUCUUCCUUUCAGAGAGCUCAAUCUGAUGAAAGACAAAACACUCAGUCUUUCAGAUCUUCUUCACGUCUUUUUCCCUAAAACAAAAGAAAUGGAAAUAUCCAGUGACAAAUAUAAAGUGUUGUUCAUCUUUGAUGGUCUGGACGAGUGUCGUCUGUCUCUGGAUUUUCAGAGUGAUGUGAGGUUGUGUGAUGUAAGUGAAUCAGUCUCAGUGGAUGUGCUGCUGACGAACCUCAUUGUGGGGAAUCUGCUUCCCUCUGCUCUCAUCUGGAUCACCUCCAGACCAGCAGCAGCUGAUCUCGUCCCCUCUGAGUGUGUCCAUCGAGUGACAGAGGUACGAGGCUUCAAUGAUCCACAGAAGGAGGAAUACUUCAGGAAGAGAGUCAGUGAUCAGAGUCUGGCCGAGAGGAUCAUCUCACACCUGAAGUCAUCAAGGAGCCUCUUCAUCAUGUGCCACAUCCCAGUGUUCUGCUGGAUCUCAGCCGCUGUUCUGGAGAAGAUGUUGAGUCAAAAAGGGAGUGGAGAGAUUCCCAAGACUCUCACUCAGAUGUACACACACUUCCUGCUCCUUCAGACCAACAUCAAACAUGAGAAGGACUAUGAGAAGAAGGUGACAGAUGAAGACAUGAUCCUCAAACUGGGGAAACUUGCAUACAAACAGCUGGAAAAGGGCAACCUGAUCUUCUACGAGGAAGACCUGAGAGAGUGUGGCAUUGAUGAGACCGAAGCAUCAGUGUACUCGGGAUUGUGCACUCAGAUCUUCAGAGAGGAGUUUGGCUUGUAUCAGGGGAAAGUCUUCUGCUUUGUUCAUCUGAGCGUUCAGGAACAUCUAGCGGCUCUAUAUGUGCACCUCUCCUGUACAAACCACAAUAUAAGUGUGUUUGACCAAAUCACCAAACAAAUUAAUGAAGACAUCAUCAUGAAAUCUCAUCUGGAACAUGAUCUGGGAAGACAGGAUGCCUUGCUUAUAAAACCUUUUCAUCAACUUCAUUUUGGCCUUUCCAUGGAUAUAUUUGAACUACAUCAGAGAGCUGUGGAUGAGGCUCUACAGAGUAAAAAUGGACAUCUGGAUCUUUUCCUGCGGUUUCUUCUGGGUCUGUCAUUGGAGUCUAAUCAGAUUCUCCUACAAGUACUAAUGAAUCAGACAAUAAGCAGGUCUGAAAGCAAUGAGAGAACAAUUGAGUACAUCAAGAUGAAGUUUAGGACCAUUAACUCUCCAGAGAGAUCAAUCAAUCUGUUCCACUGUCUGAAUGAACUGGGAGAUCAUUCACUAGUGGAGGAAAUACAACAGUAUCUGAAAUCUGGAAAAAUAAAUGAAGCCAAACUCUCUUCAUCUCAGUGGUCAGCUGUAGUUUUUGUCUUGUUGACAUCAGAGAAAAAUCUGGAUGAGUUUAGGCUGAAUGAAUUUGUUGGAGCAGAAAAUAGAGCUGAUCAUGUUCUUCAGAAGUUGUUGCCUGUGAUUAAAGAAUCCAGAAGAGCUGAGUUGAGUAAGUGUGGUGUCACAGAUAAAGGUUGUGAUGCUCUGACUUCAGCUCUGAGAUCAAACUCCUCAUACCUGAAAGAACUGAAUCUGUCUGGGAAUAAACUAGGAGAUUCUGGUGUGAUGCAUCUCUCUUUUGGACUGGAGAAACCUCUCUGUAAACUGGAGAUACUCAGGUUGUGUAACUGUGGUAUCACAGAUGAAGGUUGUGAUUAUCUGACUUCAGCUCUGAGAUCAAACCCCUCACACCUGAGGGAACUGGAUCUUUCCAGGAAUCAUUUAAAAGAUUUUGGAGUUAAGUGUAUCUGUUCUGAACUCAAGAAUCCUGACUGUAAAUUGGAGAUACUGGGGUUGAGCUGCUGUGGAAUCACACUUGAAGGUUGUGCUGCUCUGGCUUCAGCUCUGAUAACAAACCCCUCACAUCUGAGAGAACUGAAUCUGACUCGGAAUAGACUAGGAGAUUCAGGAUGUGAACUGCUCACUGCUCUAUUGAAUUCUCCACAUUAUAAACUGGAGACACUGCAUAUUUACAGGUAUCCAAUGGUAUUCUCAUCUUUCCCUGGCCCCAAAUUUCCACACCGAUAUCCACACCGACUCCGUCGCCACACACUUAUAGAAUAAUAUGCCACUCGGACAGCCACUCUCUCAUCUCUCUCCACCUUAAUUCCAGUGCAGCCCAUCACAGCUGACGAAGAUGCUGAAGCGGUGAGGAGAAUGAAGCUUGGUGAAGCAGCUGGACCAGACAUUGGCCAGCAGAGGUGUGUCACAGUGCUGGAAUUCGAUUUAAUAGCUAGCACAUUUCUUAAGGCAGGCUCUCUAGAAGAUGCCGCCUGUCGACUGGCAGGUCAGCACGACCGUUCCAGUCUGAAAGAAGAAUGGCAACCCAGCUACAUGUGCCAAAUAUGGGACAAUUCGAUUGUUCUGUUAGAUAUUCGAAUGAGUCCUGGAUAAGCCAAUAGGCCAGCGCCAUGGACACUUCUUUAUGUGGACAAAGUUAUGCUGGCCGCCAAAGAGAAAGCCAACUUCAAGCAGACUGUCCAGGCAUGGAGCAACCAGCUGCGGUGGAUCUCCAGCAUCACAUGGUUCGACUACGCCUGUAAUGAUGACAUUUCAGCAGUGGUUGGUGAUGCUUUAAUUAUGGAUGCAAGAUUUAUCUGGCUUAAAAUACAGCCUAGAUAUCAGCAUAUUAAAUAAUUAUGCAAUAUGACAAAUUAUCCCGAAGUUUGAGUGGGGUGUGGAACAUUUUGUGGCAAUUUUUCUAGUUUGAUCUGGACCACACUAUAUGAAAUGUCUCUUGCUCUCACACACAUACACACAGUGACACAGCAGAAUUUAUAGAGCUGCUUUAAAGCAGAUUUUAAUUUGACAUAUUUAAGUUUGCAUCUUUAUUUUCCUAUUUGUUAAUUUGAAGUUGAUUUGAAACUACUGUAUUUGUAUAAAGCUAUAAAUAAACUUGACGUGACUUGACAAACACAGUGCUAUCUCUUUGUUAAGUCACUAACUUCUCAGAAACAGGCCAAGAUGUCACUCUUAGUACUAAUGUGAUGUUGAUGAAACUCUACGUAGAGAUGGAGUUGGGAAUAUAAUAGUGCAAUAAUCAAUAAGGAUGCUGUCUUAUGUUGCUUAAGAAACACCAUUUUCAUGUCAUAUUAUGAUUGCCGUUAGUUUUUAACUGAACUGUAGACAUUGUACAACUAAGUAGCCUUUUUUUUUUCCCUCUGAAGCUAAUUUUUUGCCAGCUAGUCUGAUUUAACAGUCUUUAAGUCAGUGGAGAUGAAGAUGUAGUUCAUAAAAUACAGAUAUUAACGUG
Messenger RNA from Carassius auratus (goldfish), 4511 nucleotides. Its product is annotated as NACHT, LRR and PYD domains-containing protein 3-like. NCBI's taxonomy places the organism in Eukaryota, Metazoa, Chordata, Actinopteri, Cypriniformes, Cyprinidae. The transcript is spliced from 11 exons. Gene Ontology annotation, molecular function: protein binding. Bases 338 to 3322 code for a protein of 994 amino acids. The record is from RefSeq and is a predicted model, not a curated record.